Molecule: messenger RNA, 598 nt
Organism: Paramecium primaurelia
Lineage: Eukaryota; Ciliophora; Oligohymenophorea; Peniculida; Parameciidae
Source: the annotation of a GenBank genome assembly
UUUUAAAUAAUUAAAUGUCUGACGACGAAAAUCAAUUCGAACAAGGAAAUGCCGGAUCAUCCCAUACCUACACAGAAAGUGCAGGAUCAUUAAAGAAAGGAGGAUACGUCAUGCUUAAAGGACAUCCUUGCAAGAUUACUGAUGUUUCAACAUCUAAAGCAGGAAAGCAUGGUCAUGCUAAAGUAAUUUUAUUAUUUACAUAUUUAGGCAUCCAUUGUUGGAAAAGAUAUCUUCACAAACAAAACUUAUGAAGAUUCAGCACCAACAUCUCACAAUAUUGAUGUUCCAUUUGUUACUAAAAAGGAAUAUACUUUGAUGGAUAUUCAAGCUGAUGGCUUUGUCAUUCUUAUGAAUGAAGAUGGAUCAACAAAAGAAGAUCUUAAAUUACCUGAAACUGAAGAUGAUUUCAACUUGGUUAAAGAAAUUAGAGAUUAAUUUGAUGCUGGAAAGUAUAUAUUCAUAUUUAUAUUCAGGGAUUUGUUGAUUGCUGUCCUUUCAGCUAUGGGAGAAGAGAAGAUUGUUAGUUGCAGAGAAGCUUAAGAUAAAUGAUUUACAUUAAAUACAUUAGUAAAUAUUUUAUUGUAAAUAUAAAUAUAUA